Molecule: messenger RNA, 180 nt
Organism: Bathycoccus prasinos
Lineage: Eukaryota; Viridiplantae; Chlorophyta; Mamiellophyceae; Mamiellales; Bathycoccaceae
Exons: 1
Coding region: 1-180 (59 amino acids)
Source: RefSeq, a predicted model, not a curated record
AUGCCGACUCAAAUCACGCCCAACGUGUCGUUCACGAACGUGAGCAGAGAGUAUAGGUUGAAAUGGAGAGACAAAAAGGCUCUGACUGAGUGUCAAGAUGGUAUUCUUUUUUUAAAUGGUUUCUUUUUUGCGUCGUCGUCGUCAUUACGCGCGCGACUUUUAGUUUUUCUCGUACUGUAA